Rhineura floridana is the source of this 1774-nucleotide messenger RNA. RefSeq names its product UAP56-interacting factor-like. The transcript has 10 exons. Gene Ontology annotation, molecular function: mRNA binding. Lineage: Eukaryota; Metazoa; Chordata; Lepidosauria; Squamata; Rhineuridae. Gene Ontology annotation, biological process: mRNA export from nucleus. The record is from RefSeq and is a predicted model, not a curated record. Bases 160 to 1047 code for a protein of 295 amino acids.
AGGAGGGGCGCAGCAGACGCCGAGCAAGGAACGCGCGUCGGUGAAACAGGCGCGCCCCUGCGGACAUCGGGCCGGCUUGGACGGCCUCCUGCGGGCGGGCUCCCCCGCGUCCGAAGCGCCUGCCGCGGGGCCUGCCCCUCCUCCUCCCGGGAUCCCGGUAUGGACGCACCGGGGACCGGGCAGCAGCUAGAAGCCGGCGCGGCGGGGCCAGGAUCCGAGUCCAUCGCCGCCGAGGAGAUCGAUCUGUCCCUGGAUGACAUCAUAAAGCGUAACAAGAAAGGACAGACCAGCACAAGAGGGAACAGAUGGAGGCAGCCACUCAAGAACUGGAAUCCACCCUACGGCAACAGAACACCUAGAUUCCGGAGCUGGGUACCACGAAAUCUGCAAGGACCCAACAGGUUUCGAGGAGGAUUUCACAAGCAGCAGUAUUACAGGAAACGCUUCUGGACCAAUCCCAGGCGGAGAGCAGCCACUGGGCCAAACGGCAUCAGCCCACUAAAUCGGCCAGCCUCGGCUCAGCAGGGCAAGCAAGAAGGUGUCGCCACAGUUGGCAACAGUGAUGGAGCAGCAGUGGGGCCACGGCAACAGAUGCCCAAGAGGGUCAAGGGGUUCAGAAUGCCAGGAGCUGCUCCGCCCACCCAAAGCAACCGGCCUUUCCGACUAAACCGAAGACCAGCUUUCUUCCAGAGGCAGUCCAGAUUCAACUUUAGCGAAGGGCAAUCUAAGUCGAAUGCGAAAGGAAAGCCAGUGAGGAUGAGAAGGUGGCAGGCACAACCCAGCUCCGGAGGAGUCCUGACCGUUUCUGUGUCUAAUCCCCAAGCAAGUCAAACGAACAUGCCAGGAGCCAAGCGCCCCUUCCUGAGAGGGAGAAGAACCCCACAAAAGAUGACCCUUCGCCAGCCCAAAGGAGUGCCCCUGAGAUUCAACUUCCGGGCCAUGGCUAACCAGACGAGCUUGACGUUGAAUGAGAGGUUCUCUGGGCUGAGGAACAAACGCCAUUUUACAGCAAUACAAAACACAGGCCGCAUGGUCACUCUGCCCUGAUGUUUGGUGGAAUGAGCCCAGCUCUGAAAAGGAGCAGGCCCUGAACCGGACUGAUCUUCUGCCUUUAGCUGGGUGGUGGCAUGGAAUCACUGAGACACAAAGUGAAAUCCCCCAUCUGACCUUGCACCAAAGAGAUUUCAGUCCAUGCUUAGGACAGAGCUGUGGCCAACAGCUCUGGCUCCCUUCUCCAAGCCUCCCUGCUGCAGACUUCCUCCUGCUGUGACCUACAGGAAAACCUUGUGUUUUGAUCUGUGAAGUCUUGAGGUGUGAUUCAGUAUGGCCCCUUGCCACGUCGUUGGGAGAGCCACAUGGUGAAGAUCUCCUAGGAGAACUCUUGUACACAUACACACAGAGCGAGAGAAAGAGGCAUGAUCAAGCAUCCGUGUGUCCUGGUGCCUUUGGAGUGUCAUGCCUCUCAACAAGAAGCAGGCAUUGCAGCCGAGUGCCUUAUUGUAUGUCUAGUGCAGGGGUAGGGAACCUGGUGCCCUCCAGGUGCUGCUGGACUCCAACAGCCAUCAGCCCUAGCCAGCAUGGGCACCCAUCAGGGAUGAUGGGAGCGGAAGUCCAGCAGCGUCUGGAGGGCCAUGAGCUCCCCUUCCCUGCUCUAGUGAAUUUGAGAUUCUGUAUUUUCUCUUUUUGCCUUGAAAGCACUUUUGAAGAUUUGUUUUGAGGAUUUGGUUGUGACAAGCAGUAGCACACUGAAUAAAACCACUUUUAGAAGCUGAAA